Molecule: messenger RNA, 1296 nt
Organism: Lichtheimia ornata
Lineage: Eukaryota; Fungi; Mucoromycota; Mucoromycetes; Mucorales; Lichtheimiaceae
Exons: 2
Coding region: 1-1296 (431 amino acids)
Source: RefSeq, a predicted model, not a curated record
AUGACGGCUCACAACCGAUCGAGCGCUUCGACUUGUUCACACCAAACCUCCCUUCUUAAUGGUCAUUGCGACAGCGAUAUGCUUCAGGAAGAUGUAUAUUUGAGUUCAAACUCACCAACAACGUUAUCAGCUCCUGCAACACCAAGACCAGCUCAACCACCCAUAAUGACCAUGAUUCCUGUACGUAACGGCACGACAAUGAUGACAUCUCCUCCUCCACCUCCCCCACCUGCUUUCCCAUAUCCCGAAGAUACAUCACAGUCCUAUUGUGAGUUUAUCUAUCAUACUGGAUUCCAACAAGGUCGUUUCUCGGAUAUCAGUGUAUCUUUUCCAGUCCAAGGAAGAACGUAUGCCCUGCAUCGGAUUAUAAUGGCGCGAUCCCCAAUGCUAUACCGUCAAUUGAUGGCACCGACUACUGCGGCAGGAUAUCAUCAUGUGGAUUUGCUCAACAUCAACAUACCAGGAUCAAGCGAAGCUUUGCACACGGCACUCGGCCACCUCUAUCGACCCUUAUCAAUGCAUGAUAUCGAGUACAUUAUGCUCCAUACGCAAUCCAAUCAACCAACAGCAAGACGUGUAUGCGACUUGAUCCAAAUAUCAGAUUCACUUGAACUCCCAUUGUUACAUCGGCAACUCAUUCAAAUCGUACAACAGCAUCUGAACCAGGAUACAAUCUUUUCAUGGAUGAAUGAGCUACUCAGAAGAUAUCAUCCUCUUGGAUCACCAUCAUCAUCACUCAACAGUCAAAAGAAAUCAGCAAAGUGGAUGCGUGUCAUGGAUGAGAUUGUUACAAGUUUCCUGAUCUAUACGCUGCCUCGUCAACUGUUACAACCUCAUGACCAUGGUCCAAAUCAUCACUGGCAACACCGACAACAACAAGAUGUGUCUGAAGAAGCAGAAGAGCGGGAAAAGGGUGGUAAUGAUGCAGCUGCUGUUGUUGUUGCUACGACACCGUUUUUCCUUGGUAACAAUCGUGUCAGCAUGAUACAAGGAUCCAAAAAGUGCAUGGCUUUGAGCAGCGAUUACAACGAGUUGGUGCACAUGUAUGCAAAGAUACCAUUGCUGUACCUGAAGCGAUGUUUGGAACACAAAGACUUUUUAUCCAAGAAUGUGCUAUGGCGGUAUGCAUUUGCGAAACGCGUGCUUCAUGAACGUGAAUGCAAACAACCACGACGAGCUGCAACAACAUCAUCACCACGUGCGCUAUCGGUGAUGCUUGAGUUUGAUAACAGCAGCAAGAGCACCAUGGAUGAUCACAGCAGUAUUGGGAUUCGUAUUAUGAUGAUGCAACAAUAG